AUGAAGCGAAAGGCGGAAGAAGAUCUGGUCUCACAGAGGACGGCGCCAUUUGUCCGAACAGACGGAAGUACAGCACAAUUCAAAGGUCCUGCGGCACCAGAGCCAGAGGAUGGUGUUCACGACGGGUCGACGGUCGGCUCGCUCGACGACGGGCAGACCGACCAGACGGACAGGGCGCCAUCGACAACGCCGGUGACGACGGCCGUGUCAACAGCCUCACGGCGGUUUCCGUCGGACCUCAAGACAAUCAAGUGCACGUGGCCGGACUGCACGAAGACGUUUAACCGGCCAGCGCGGCUGACGGCACACCUGCGGUCGCACAACAACGACCGGCCCUUUCGCUGCGCUGACUGUGCCAAGACGUAUAUGGAGGAGAAGCACCUGCGGCAGCACAUCAAAGGCUCGCACAGCCAGGAGCGUCGCUAUGUCUGUGAGGCGUGCAGCCGGGCCUUUCUGACGGCUACCCGGCUGCGUCGCCACGCUGCCGUGCACGAGGGCCAGGACCGUUUCCGCUGCCGCGGCCACGACGCCGCCUGCACCCGCACCUUCCGCAAGCACCAGACGCUGCAGCGGCACAUCCGCGUCGACCAUCUGGGACAGCCGGCCUUUGCCUGCAGUCGGGACAUCGACGGGUCUGCGUCUGGCUGCGGCGCCCUGUUUGAGAGUGCUGGCGCCCUGCGGCGACACGUGGCCCGCGAGCACGGCACGGCCAAGUACUGGUGCGAGGAGUGUCUGGGCGAGGAGGAUGCGGACAGCAGCACACUCCCCCCGAAAGCCGGAUUCGCCACCAAGGUCCUGCUCGAGGCGCACAUGCGCCAGGAUCACGUCAGCUGUCUCUUCUGUGAUGUUCGCUGCGCCGGCCCGGCCGCUCUGCACCGUCACAUUGACAUGUACCACUCGGGCAAGUCGCUGGCCGACCGCAAGACCACCGUCUGUCCGCACGACCGCUGCGGCAAGACCUUUACGCGGCGCGCCAACCUCAACGUGCACGUCCGCGCCGUCCACGAGGGCCUCCGGUUUGUGUGCGGCGACGUCGACGCGCUGAACAGCUUGACCGGCGAGGACGAGCAGCCCGGUCCGGAAGACCCCCAACUGGCCCUCUGGGACGCCCGGGCCAAUGGCUGCGGCCGCGGCUUCGUGUCUAAGCGGAAACUCGAGGAACACGUCCGGUACGUGCAUCUCCGACACGAGCGGCCGCCACCGAUGGUCGUGACAACGCCCGGAAAUCUGCUCGCUUCCGACGCCGGUCAGCCCGCCCCUGUCGCCCUCCUCGACGACCUCGCCGGCAUCCGGCGCACGCUCGCCUGUCCGCUGGCUGGCUGUGCUGCCCGUUUUGUCCGCCAUCACGACCUGCAUGUGCACCAGCAGCAGAAACACGCAGAUACUGGCCUCGACAUCGACGGCGACCCGCUGCUCAUGCUCUCUAGCGCUGGCAACGACCUCGGUCAAGACGGACUCUAUCUCAACACGAACCCCGACCCAGACGACAGCUCCAACAUGUUGGACAUGUACCUCGACCUCGGCCUCACACCGCCGCUGGAAGAUGGCGCUGUACCGGCCGAUGAGGGCCCCAAUGGCAGAUGGACGAGGCUGAGAUGCGUCGUCUCAUCGGCGAUAAUUACAACAGCAACGACGGGUUUCUAG
Molecule: messenger RNA, 1644 nt
Organism: Grosmannia clavigera kw1407
Lineage: Eukaryota; Fungi; Ascomycota; Sordariomycetes; Ophiostomatales; Ophiostomataceae
Product: c2h2 transcription factor
Exons: 2
Coding region: 1-1644 (547 amino acids)
Biological process (GO): regulation of transcription by RNA polymerase II
Cellular component (GO): nucleus
Source: RefSeq, a predicted model, not a curated record